AUGGACACUGAUGUCCUAGAACGUAUUCAACAAUUGCAGCUAACAACAGAGGAAGAUAAAGCCAUCACAAUCCGACCAGUAAGAAGAAAAGAGAUAUUGGAAGAAUACUCUUUAAGCUUAAUCGGGAAAUUCCUUACAGCUAGAUCGAUAAAUAUGAGAGCAGCCAAGAAUCUAUUGCAAUCAAUGUGGAAAAUGGGUGAUGAUCUGAAGGUGGUGGAGGUUGGAGAUGGGCUAUUGCAGUUUAAGUUCUCAUUGGAGAGUCAACUCACUUGGGUCUGGAACAAUGGUCCCUGGUGCUUUGACAAUCAAAUCCUUGCCCUACGAAGAUGGAAGAAAGGCAUGUCAGCUAGAACAAUGAACUUCACUCAUAUUCCCUUGUGGGUCCAAGUCUGGGGGCUGCCUUUUGACUUAAACAUUAAAGAAGCAGGUCAGGACAUAGGGCAGGGGUUGGGAAGAGUCAUUGAAGUGGAUUGCAAAGCAAUAAAAGCAGAUCAAGCCUGCUUCCUUAGAAUACGGGUGGAGGUGCCACUGGACAGACUGCUGCGGUGGGGUGGGCCUAUUGUCAGUCUAGAGGGCGACAAAGCAAAAGUUGCUUUCCGAUAUGAACGUCUCGUGGGCUGGUGUUUCGCAUGCGGUAAAAUGGGCCAUGAACUGAAAGAGUGCAAGUCAGCCAAUGAAGAGGACAAGAACGAGAAACCAUAUGGAGAGUGGUUGAAGGUCGGAACUCGGCUCAAACUUGAUGCGCAGAGAAGCAAACCGAGAAGCCCGGAACGACACCGGGGAGAUACCACCGCAGUGACCGAACCAACACCGCUACCAGUGGACCCCACAGGCAUGUGCAAUACAAUCUAG
Quercus lobata is the source of this 852-nucleotide messenger RNA. RefSeq lists its product as uncharacterized. Gene Ontology annotation, molecular function: zinc ion binding; nucleic acid binding. The transcript has a single exon. Lineage: Eukaryota; Viridiplantae; Streptophyta; Magnoliopsida; Fagales; Fagaceae. The record is from RefSeq and is a predicted model, not a curated record. The coding region runs from base 1 to 852 and encodes 283 amino acids.